This is a messenger RNA of Hypanus sabinus (Atlantic stingray), 3257 nucleotides long. RefSeq names its product E3 ubiquitin-protein ligase CBL-like. The record is from RefSeq and is a predicted model, not a curated record. The transcript is spliced from 15 exons. Gene Ontology annotation, cellular component: plasma membrane; membrane raft. Gene Ontology annotation, biological process: cell surface receptor signaling pathway; negative regulation of epidermal growth factor-activated receptor activity. Gene Ontology annotation, molecular function: receptor tyrosine kinase binding; ubiquitin protein ligase activity; SH3 domain binding. Bases 47 to 2392 code for a protein of 781 amino acids. NCBI's taxonomy places the organism in Eukaryota, Metazoa, Chordata, Chondrichthyes, Myliobatiformes, Dasyatidae.
UAGUCUGUAAAGUCCUGUGAGAACAUUGAGGUGAAACUUGGCCUUUAUGAGCCGGUUCCACACAGAUUCCAGGAUGGGACAGGAUGGGAACUGUGGAGGGGAGCGGGAGAGAUGCUCUCCAGGACAGAUGGUCCCUCCCUCUCUUCCCUAUUCCCUCCCUCUAUUUCCUCCUCGGUCCCUCCCCUUUCCCCUCCCUUCUCUCCCUGUCGCCGCGUCCGUCCCACACUCCCUGGCCGGGCCGAGCGGAGAUGGAGUGAGUAUGAUAUCGGCUGGCUGGCGGCUGCCCGCGGACCCUCAGCGGCGGAAGGCGAGCCGGGUGCAGGGACAGCUUCGCAAACUAGCCCAGCGCUGCCAGAACCCCCGGCUGCGGCUCCGCAACAGCCCGCCUUACCUGCCCGAGAUCGCGGCCGCCACCACCGCGCACUUGGACCGGGUGCUGGCCGAGUCGCGGCAGCGGGAGAAGGGCCGUCAACACCUCGAAAGCUGCCUGCUGAACCUGGCGUCGAAGUGCAGGCAGACCAACGAACUGUUUGAGGAUGCCGGCGAGCAGAUGUUCCAGGAAAACUCGCAGGCACGGCGGAACCUGAUGAAGCUCUCACUUAUCUUCAGUCACAUCUUGUCCGAGCUGCGAGCGAUCUUUCCGGAGGGUCUGUAUCAAGGAGACACCUAUACCAUCACCAAGGCAGAGGCUGCUGACUUCUGGAGACAGUCCUUCAGUAACCAGAGCAUCGUUCCGUGGGCGGAUUUCCGGGAACACCUAUACCGCAUCCACCCAUUUGGCAGUGGAAUGGAGUCCAUGGCACUUCGAUCCACCAUAGACCUCACCUGCAACCAACAAAUCUCUGUCUUCGAGUUCGACAUCUUCACUCGCCUCUUCCAGCCAUGGAUGACACUCCUGAAGAACUGGAAUACACUGGCAGUGACCCAUCCUGGUUACAUGGCCUUCCUCACCUACGACGAGGUGAAGUCUCGGCUCCAGGCAUUCACCCACAAACCUGGCAGUUACAUUUUCCGUCUCAGCUGCACGCAGCUGGGCCAGUGGGCCAUUGGAUACGUGACGGACGACGGGACUAUUCUACAGACAAUCCCCCACAACAAGCCACUGUCGCAUGCCCUGACUGAGGGCGCUCGUGAGGGAUUUUACUUGUACCCUGAUGGACGGGAUUUCAAUCCGGAUCUGACAGCCCUUUGUCAGCCUUCCCAGCAGGAUCGUAUCCAGGUGUCGCAGGAAGAAUACCAGUUGUACUGUGAGAUGGGGUCGAGUUUCCAGAUGUGUAAGAUCUGUACGGAGAACAACAAGAACAGGAAGAUGGAGCCCUGUGGUCACCUCAUCUGUGACGCGUGUCUCACUUCCUGGCUGCAUUCCGACGGCCACACUUGCCCCUUCUGUCGCUGUGAAAUUCGGGGCACACAGCCGAUUGUGGUAGAGCCAUUUGCCCCUCGCCAGUGUCAUCCCUACCCUAGUGCCCCGCCAGUUGAGGCGGAUUCAGAGGACGAAGAUGAGGAGGACAACUUUGAAGACAUGGAGACCCUGGCUGACCAGCUGGCAUCGCUCCACAAGGAGCACCCGGAGACCCCGCCUGCUCGUCCCCCUGUCCCACCACGGACUGACCUGUUGGGUCCCCAGGGUAAUGGCCGUGUCCCUCAACCUGCCUGCCGCAGGUUCGGCAGUCCACCCUCCGUGCCCCAGGCCAGUCCAGUGGUGCCUGCCACAGUAGAGCUGCCUGUCUCGAUGCCGAUCCAGGACCGGAUGAGGAACCGUCCCCUGCCGAGGGUUCCCAUUGCCACGAGAGGAUCCGGGCAACGCCAGGGCACCGAGCUGACUGCCUCGGACAUCCUCGGCCGCAGGGGCGCUGAGCGCCGGCAUGUGGCAGUGGAGACAUGCCUGGACAUUGACGUGGACCCCAAGUAUACAGAGCCACAGCCCCAAACACACCUCUCCAUGGCCGACAGAAACUCGACUGACCUGGACUCAGCCACACAGCAGUCUGGCUGCUCUCCACUCUCCUACCUGGACUGGUGGAGUGAGGAAGAUGACGAUGAGGAUGAGGAUGAGGAAGAGGUGACGGACCUGUCGGCAAUCUACACAAAGCCCCACCCUAACAAUGGGACCCUCGCAAACCCUCUCCCCAUCAGAGGGAGGCUCACAGGGCCGGGCCAGACUGCGUGUGGAGCCCCCUCACUGUCACGGUCGCCAAGAUGCCCCCCAGGUCACCCGGUGCAGCUCCCGAUCGAUCCUGUUGCCUGUGCCACGCUGCUGAGGGAGGGAUUCCCGCUUGAAGAGAUCCAGAAGGCGCUGUCCAUCUCCAGCAACAACAUCCAGCUGGCGCGGGUCAUCCUUUUGGAGUUCGUGCCGGGCCACAGAGCCGGCUCCAGCCCCCAGUCCUCCUGAUUCUGGGCUGCAUGGACUACUGUGAUCACCCCUCCCUGCACACUGGGGGGGGGGGGGGGGGGUCGGUGAAUGAAUACACCACUGGCUGGACGUGGCACUGGACAAGAGAGGAAUCACAGGAUCCACUGGAUCACUGGCUGAAGAGCAGGCACACCACUGCUGAAGGAUUGGAUUCCUUGUUCACAAACUGUAUCCUAACACUGUCUGUUCCUGACUCACUCCGCCUGGACACACAACAGUCACGGUCCCGCCCAAACAGUGUCAUCUCCCUGACACAGGGUCAUAGUGCAACACUCUUUCAUUCAUUAACUACCAUAACCAUUAACCACCCUCUCUUUGUACCUCCUUCUGGUCCUGUAAACCCCUCUGGAAUCUACACCUCUCCGCCCCUUCAACCUGUCUCUGUAAUCCGUCCCCCCUCCAGCCCCUAUGCCACAUCCUACCUCCGUGACCCCCUCCAACACUAACACCCCUCGCCACUCAGUGGUCCUGUCACUGACACAACCCUGCUGGGGUGGGUGGGGCUGAAUGAAAUGCCCCCGGGGCGAAGGUUAAACUGGCCUGCGGUUCUGUGAGUGUACAGCAGGUGGCAGUGGUUACCGUGGCUCAGGGCAGAAGACUAUCAAACGUAACAGGAGCUGAAUUUGGCCCUUCCAGUCUGCUUUGCCAUUUUCAUCAUGGCCGAUUCAUUAUCCCUCUCAAUCCCAAGACAACUAGGGAUAUGGGUAUCACUCUUCCCUCCUUGUCCCUUCCAUCAUAGUUCCCAUUCCUCCUCGUCUGGAAGUAUAUUUGUAAUGCACACUGUAUUUUGAAUGGUUCAGGACAAUAUUCUGUAAAUGUUAUUAAACAUUCUGUGGAAACCUCA